Molecule: messenger RNA, 4590 nt
Organism: Brassica rapa (field mustard)
Lineage: Eukaryota; Viridiplantae; Streptophyta; Magnoliopsida; Brassicales; Brassicaceae
Product: probable serine/threonine-protein kinase PBL2
Biological process (GO): protein phosphorylation
Molecular function (GO): protein kinase activity; ATP binding
Source: RefSeq, a predicted model, not a curated record
GUUUAAAGUGACUAAAAUAUCAUUCACCUUUUAAAAUGAUUAAUAUUCAUAAAUUAAGUAAUAAUUUUUACAAAAAAUAAAAUUGUUAACAUAUGUUAAAUUUUAAUAUUUAGAACUAUAUAUAAUCUAUUAAGUUACUUUUAAAAUGACAGUAAUAUAUUAUUAUAAAUUAUUAGAUACAAAAUAAUAUAAAAUUUUAUAUCUAUAAAUGAAAUGUUACCCGCACGAGUGUGCGGGUUAGAAUCUAGUGAACUCAUAAAGGAGGAGGAUAAGAAUUAAUUUAUAUGAUAAACAUAAUCCUUUCGGAAACCACUUCUGGUUGAAAAGUCAAAAGAGUGAUUAUUACUCAUUUUACACAUGUAUAGUAUAAGCUGACUUCUAUUGAGCGGAUAUAAGAGAUUUCGUGAUAUUACUGGAUACAAGUAUCUUGGUCACAUUCUCUAAUAUAUCAAAUAUAACAACAUUCCCGAUGGAGUACUAUAAUAAGAAAAUUACAUGGUUACUUUUGUCAACUUUACAAGGUUACUUUAUAUAGCGAAUUCUGAAAAAAAAAAUGUCAAAUUGGUGAUGUCCACAUUGCGUCUAAUAAAUUAACAAUAUUCAAUAUUCACACGUCUUUCAGUUCUCCGGUCAACAAUGUGAAUAUAGAUCGAGUAGUUUCUUGGGUCAAUGCAUGGCCAUGGAUAUCCACAUUUAAGAUUUAAAAAAACACUAGUAAUUUUUGCAAGACCCGUUAACUGCGAGUUUGGUUAUUCAUGCGUUGAUGAUAAUAUGAUAUUUUACAUGGUUACUUUUGUCAACUUUACAAGGUUACUUUCUAUAGCGAAUUCUGGAAAAAAAUGUCAAAUUGGUGAUGUCCACAUGCGCCUGAUAAAUUAAGAAUAUUCAAUAUUCACACGUCUUUCAGUUUUCCGGUCAACAGUAAUGUGAAUAUAGAUCGAGUCGUUUCUUGGGUCAAUGCAUGGCCAUGGAUAUCCACAUUUAAGAUUUAAGAAAACACUAGUAAUUUUUGCAAGACCGUUAACUGCGAGUUUGGUUAUUCAUGCGUUGAUGAUAAUAUGAUAUUUCUUUAUACGAGAUAACUUCUUUUGUUAUCCAUACAAAGAGAAUGGUAGACUUUCUCUCUCUUCUCUCUCCGAGAAUUUUGAGAGAUGAAAGUUGUGGUGGUUCCUUCACCGUGUUAUGAUUAUCGUUUCUGGUACACGGCGGUCUUCUCGACGGCGUGUAGCCCGCCUUGCUUCUAGUAGUUCGCGUCUCCUUCGACGGAACCAUCCGACGUCUGGAUCUGGUGAAGAGAUUCUGAUGGUAUUGCGAUCGUCUUUGACGGAGAUCGCCGAGAAAUCUGAGAUGGGGUGGUUUGUUUGGUUUCCUCGGGAGUGGCCGAGGUCUAUCAAUGGUUCGUUAUGGUGAUGGGAACCUGAGCUUGGAUGAGAUCUCGAUUCUUUCGAUUGAUUCUCUUCAUCGUGUGCGAUUGAAGAAACUGAAUCCAUGUAACUUCCAAUACAGUUGUUGGAGGUGGUUUCGGUGGUUCUGUUAAAGGUCCCGGUUAAUUCUGGUGUUGGGGUGAUGAUUCCGGCGUGGUCCGGCGAAUUUCGCGGUCUCUUUCUGUUUUCGCCGGCGGUAACCUCGCUGUUUGGAUCAAGAUCGGUGACGGUUAGAUGUUCAGGCGAUGCAUGUCUUUCCUUAUUGUUGAGAUGAUGACACAUGUUCUCCUGUUUUCGGUUAAUUAACACGCGUCUUAUGGUGUGUUUUAUCCGACUGGUAGUUUGGGCCGGAGGCCUUGUCGUUAAAGGGUUUUGUUUUUGUUUGGCCCGUUUACUUUUAAACUUAUGGUUUGGGCCAUGUUGUAUGGUUUGUUUGGGCUUUUGCCUUUUUAAUAAUAUAGAUGGCAAAAAAAAAAACUUUUCUUUUAUUACUCAUAAAUUGCUACUCAAACUAACCUCUUAUUUUGUUGAAUAAUGACGACGAUAAUCUUGUGCUAUAUGCACAACACUUUAGUAAAUGAGACACAUGCAACAAAAGUCUAACCCACUUAUUGUUUUGAUAUUUCAUGAUUUGAAAAUGUACGUCAAAACUUCUGAAACAUAAUUAAUUUGUUUUUCGAAAACAUAAAAUCUAAAGAGGGGAAUCCCACUGAUUAUCGACGGUGACAAACCGUAAGUAUUAUUGUAAAAUCUCCAUUAGAGUUAUUAUUAAAAAAAGUUAGCCAUCAGAAUUUCAACGAUAUAGGCAGUCCGCCGCCUUUAUUGUCCCCCAAUAAAAAUAAUAUUUUGGUCGUCAAGGAAGACCGUAUUUGGCUGAAAAAACAAUAAACAACAAGCAAAACAGACAAAUUCCGAUUUUGUUACGUCAACAAAGUAAAAAAAGAACUUUCCUUUUCUGUUUAUUCCAUAACUCCUAUAAGUUGAGAUUAAUGAAAAUCAUAUACAGAACAAUAUGUAACUGUAGUACACGAUUUAAUGAGUCAAGGAUAACCUCUUGUAGUAUAAAAUUUCAAAUAAAUAGUUAGAAAAAUCUGAGUGAUAUUUUAAAUAGUUUUUAGCUUAUUGAUUUUAUUUUGUAUUUUCAUUUAGUAUAUAUAUAUGUAUAUCUCAAAAUUCAUUUUUUAGUAUAUCCACCACUCGCAAGCGCAAUUUUAAACAUUGUUGUCAUGUUCUAAUUAAUCCUGACUGCUAAAAACGGAAGAAAAUAACUAGAUAAUGAGAUGGGAACAAGACUUUUCUUUGCCGGCGACCACCACCGCCACUUUCUCUUCUUGUAAUAAUUACCACUCAGUUACUGGAAAAUAAUUCUUCAUACAAUAUUAAUAACGGUCGUGGACGUAGUGGCGUGAGCAUGAGGCAACCCGAACUAAUAAAGUCUUCUGUCCCAUGGCUGCUAGGUCAUAAAUUAAAAAAGCGAAUCUGGGACUCACUCACAUUCGAAAAUAAGAAACUUGACUAAAUUAUUAUCGUGAGUAUAAAACAAAAGCACACGGAGACUUUGUAUUAUUGAUUUGUUUUGCUUAUGACUCCUAUAUUCUUCUUCCCCCUUCCUUCGUCCUUCCUCUCUCCCUUUUAUAGUUGUUUAAUAUUUUCGUUAUAUUAGCAGACAUUACACCGGCGAAACUCUCUGUAAUUGCUACUUUGACGCUCUGUUCUUGUCCUAAUCAUCUGUUUCCUUGUUCCACAAGAACACGAGCUUUGUCUGCCCUAGAAUUUCAAGCAGCUUUUAUUUCUCUAAACUAGUUUUUUUUCUAAAAGAAAAAUCUGAAAUGGGUAAUUGCUUAGAUUCAUCAGCUAAAGUGGAUAACAGCAGCCAUAAUUCUGCUUCCUCAGCCUCAAAAGUUUCGAGCAAUACAAGCCGUUCCACAGUUCCUUUAAGCACAAGUUCUUACAGCACGGGGAACAGUAGUUUAGGAUCAUUACCAACGCAGCAUAGGACAGAAGGAGAGAUACUUUCAUCGCCAAAUCUAAAGGAUUUCUCUUUCAACGAACUAAAGAACGCAACUAAGAACUUUCGUCCUGAUAGUCUACUAGGAGAAGGAGGUUUUGGUUGCGUAUUCAAAGGAUGGAUUGAUGAAACAACUCUCGCUGCUUCACGACCUGGUUCUGGUAUCGUUGUUGCUGUUAAGAAGCUUAAGCCUGAAGGCUUUCAAGGUCAUAAAGAGUGGUUGACUGAAGUGAACUAUCUUGGUCAACUUAUUCACCCAAAUCUUGUAUUACUGAUUGGAUACUGCUCAGAAGGCGAAAACCGGCUUCUUGUAUAUGAGUUCAUGCCUAAAGGAAGCUUGGAGAAUCAUCUUUUUAGACGUGGUGCGCAGCCACUUACAUGGGCAAUAAGGAUGAAAGUGGCAGUAGGUGCAGCUAAAGGACUAACUUUCCUUCAUGAAGCAAAGUCACAAGUGAUAUAUAGAGACUUCAAAGCUGCUAACAUUCUACUUGACGCUGAGUUCAAUGCCAAGCUUUCGGAUUUCGGUUUGGCGAAAGCAGGUCCUACUGGUGAUGCUACACAUGUGUCCACAAAUGUCAUGGGUACUCAGGGCUAUGCAGCUCCUGAAUAUGUCGCCACAGGUAGAUUGACGGCAAAGAGUGAUGUGUACAGCUUCGGCGUGGUACUACUGGAACUAAUAUCAGGACGACGUGCCAUGGACAUUUCAAAUGGUGGAGUGGAGUAUAGCCUCGUGGACUGGGCUAAACCGUACCUUGACGAUAAGCGGAAGCUUUUUCGAAUAAUGGACACCAAACUAGGCGGGCAGUAUCCACAAAAGGGAGCUUAUGCAGCUGCUACCCUCGCGUUGCAGUGCUUAAACCCCGAGGCGAAGCUAAGACCGAAAAUGUCAGUGGUUUUAUCCAUAUUAGAACAGCUAGAAUCCGCUGCUAAACCUGGAACCAAGCACACGGAAUCUCCAAGAGCUCGUUGUUCCUCUGCUGUGCAGAAAUCUCCGGUUAGAUAUAGUCAAGAUCGGCCUCUGCUGAACGUAACUCCUGGAGCGUCGCCUUUGCCUUCUUACAGUCGAUCUCCGCGUGUGAGAUGAAAGUGUAUCUUUGCAUUGUAUGUGUAGUGUAUGUAAAAGAAAAGAUUUAUACAGAGAAGAACUAUUUACUCAAA